Messenger RNA from Camellia sinensis, 1860 nucleotides. The record is from RefSeq and is a predicted model, not a curated record. NCBI's taxonomy places the organism in Eukaryota, Viridiplantae, Streptophyta, Magnoliopsida, Ericales, Theaceae.
AUGGGCAUGAUGGAAACUGGUCUUAAUAAGGGUCCUGUCCAUUUUAACUGUUUUCCUGAUUUUACAUUAAGUUUAAGAGAUCCACAUAUUCUCAAGGCAUUAACAUUGAACAUUCAAUUACAUGAUAAAUUAGAAGUUAAUCUCGAAGAACAAUCUACGAAACCUACUAAAACCCUAGAUCAACCUUUGCUUAAUCUCCCUAAUCAUCGUUCGAAACGAACCAGUCUAGUUACUAAUGACCAAUCUACUGUCAAAGCUAUUGAACAAUUAUUUACUAAACUAACUCCCAAUGAUACUUCUACUUCCAAAGAUAAAGGUCUUACUGUGUUAAAUCAACAACCUUAUACCAACACUAUUUUUGAUCAAUCUGACACUGACACUACUGAUAAUGAAAUAAAUCAAUUAGCUCAACAAUUUCAAUCUUCUCAUCUGAAUAAAAUCCACUAUCCCAAAGUUAAUCCUCACAAUACCAAAAACUGUAGUUCUUCCUCUUCUGAUCAACCUGAUAAUACCUCAUCUGACUACCAAUCCCCUAGUGAUGAUUCUGAUAAUAGUAUUAAUAUCGGAUGUAAUGAUGUUUGUUGUAAACCAGUUAAACAAAUUACUGUCCUUACCAAAACUACUCAAGAAGAAUCUGCUCUUAUUGAUCUCAUUGCAAAAGAUGCAGCAUUUUGUUUAUGUUGUUAUCUUUUCAAACCCGAUAUUGGAGAUCAAGCUGGUGGUGAUUCUUUUGUUGGUAAGGGUUUCUCAAAUUGGAAGAAAAAAGAAAAAAUUCAGACUCAUGUUGGAAGUCCCAAUAGUGUUCAUAAUGAAGCUUCGAGUAACUGUCAAGACUUGUUAAACCAAAACCAACAUAUUAAAAUGAUUUUUUUCAAACAAUUUGAUCAAGCUCGAAUUGAGUAUCGAACCCGUUUGAAUUCAUCGGUUGAUUGCGUUAAAUUUCUUCUAAGACAAGGACUUGCGUUUCAUGGGCAUGAUGAAUCUGAAAAUUCAAGUAACCAAGGAAAUUUUCUUGAACUUCUCAAGUUUCUUGCUGAUCAUAAUGAAGAUGUCAAAAUGGUUGCAUUGAGCAAUGCUCCACAAAAUCUCAAGUUGGCAUCUCCUGAUAUUCAAAAAGACAUUGUAAAUGUGGCCGCAUUUGAAACUAUCAAUGUGAUUAUUAGAGAUCUUGGUGAUGCACUUUUUUCUGUUUUGAUUGAUGAAGCCCGUGACAUAUCAAUCAAGGAGCAAAUGGCAGUUGUAAUACGAUAUGUUAACAAAAAAGGCCAAGUGAUUGAGCGCUUUUUGGGUAUUGAGCAUGUUGCUAAUUCGAAUGCUCUCUCACUUACACAAGCUAUGGAAAAUUUAUUCUCCAAACUUGGAUUGAGUAUUUUUAGAUUGCGGGGGCAAGGAUAUGAUGGGGCUAGUAAUAUGCAAGGAGAGUUCAAUGGUCUUAAAACACUUAUACUGAAAGAGAAUCCUUGUGCAUAUUAUGUUCAUUGUUUUGCUCAUCAAUUACAAUUGGCACUUGUAGUCGUGGCAAAGAAUCAUAAUCAAAUUGCUUUACUUUUCACUUUGGUUUCUAAUGUGGUGAAUGUUGUUGAAACAUCAUGUAAACUCCGAGAUAUUGUUAGGGAGAAGCAAGCUGCAAAAGUUGCUGAGGCACUUAAUACUAGAGAGCUAUCUAGUGGGCAAGGCUUAAAUCAAAAAACUAAUCUUAAAUGUGCUGGUGAUACACAUUGGGGUUCACACUAUGGUACUUUAGUCAGCUUGGCUAGUAUGUUUUCAACAGUGAUUGAUGUGCUUGAAAUGAUUUCAAAUAAUGAUUCAAAUUCAGAACAACGAGCAGAAUCAAAUGUAUUACUCAAUUCAAUCAUUUGA